CCAUCUGCGUCUCCAUCUGGCGCUGGCCGUCGUGGUGGUGGUGUUGGUGGUGGUUCGCCGCGAAAACCAGUUUGUGGAGCGAUCUCAUUGUGCGCCCGUCUGCGGAGUAGUCGUCGUCAUCGCCCGGACCGGCCGGCCCUCGUUAAUUUAUGCUCGCGCUUCUCUUUAGUUGCUUUGCAAGUCUCGUGCCGUUUGAUCGCUGAGGCGCGCGUAAUUCCAAGAAAAAUCCCGCUUCUCACCACCGCGCUGAGAGUUGCAAAGUACCGUCGGAAUCGGGAGUCGGAAAGUCGGGAGUCGCCCGGCGUAGUGAUGAAGUGGAUCCUUUGGGCCAACUUCUAAGUGAUUUCCCGCAAGGAACGACAGCCUACUGAUUCUAGCCCUUUUCAAUUAUAAGUGUGCAAUGGUAUCGACUCCGAUGCACUAACCUACCGAGAAUACAAAGUUUUUAGCAGUUUUUCUGCGGUGCAGCGACGCUUAGAUUCUAAGUUGCUAUAAGUUCUGUGCACUCGGACCAUGGAUAUGUCCAGCGCCAACUCGUUGCGGCCCCUUUUCGCGGGGUAUCCCUUUCAAGGACAAGGCCGGGUAAAUCAGCUUGGGGGCGUCUUUAUCAAUGGACGUCCGCUGCCCAAUCACAUUCGACUGAAGAUCGUGGAAAUGGCGGCCAGUGGAGUGCGGCCCUGUGUAAUAUCGCGCCAGCUCCGCGUCUCUCACGGCUGCGUAUCGAAGAUCCUGAACCGAUACCAGGAGACGGGCUCUAUCAGACCCGGCGUCAUAGGUGGAUCUAAGCCCAAGGUGACCUCGCCCGAGAUCGAAACGCGGAUCGAUGAGCUGCGAAAGGAAAACCCCAGCAUAUUCAGCUGGGAAAUCCGCGAGAAGCUGAUAAAGGAGGGCUUUGCGGAUCCACCGUCAACAUCGUCGAUCAGCCGCUUAUUGCGGGGAAACGAUCGCGGCAGCGAAGAUGGUCGGAAGGACUAUACCAUAAAUGGAAUUCUUGGAGGCCGAGACUCCGACAUAAGUGACACGGAAUCGGAGCCUGGGAUUCCGCUGAAACGCAAGCAGCGACGCUCCCGCACCACCUUCACCGCCGAGCAGCUGGAGGCUCUCGAGCGAGCCUUUUCCCGCACCCAAUACCCGGACGUCUACACCCGGGAGGAGCUGGCCCAGACCACUGCCCUCACCGAGGCCCGCAUCCAGGUGUGGUUCUCCAACCGCAGGGCACGCCUGCGCAAGCAUUCUGGCGGCUCGAGUUCCGGGCUCUCGCCCAUGAACAGUGGAAGCUCUAAUGUGGGCGUGGGAGUUGGGCUCAGUGGGGCGACGGCGCCCCUUGGCUACGGCCCCCUGGGAGUUGGCUCGAUGGCGGGCUACAGUCCGGCGCCAGGAACCACGGCAACUGGAGCUGGGAUGAACGACGGAGUUCACCACGCCGCACACGCACCCAGCUCCCACCACAGCGCAGCAACGGCUGCUGCAGCGGCACACCAUCACACACAGAUGGGUGGCUACGACUUGGUGCAAAGUGCGGCGCAACACGGAUUUCCCGGAGGCUUCGCUCAGCCGGGACACUUUGGCAGCCAGAACUAUUACCAUCAAGACUACUCCAAGCUGACCAUUGACGACUUCUCCAAGCUCACCGCCGACAGCGUCUCAAAGAUCUCGCCCUCACUGCACCUCAGCGACAACUACUCCAAGCUGGAGGCUCCCUCGAACUGGUCGCAGGCCGCCUACCACGCCGCCGCCAACUACAAUGCCCACGUAGCCCAGCACCAGCUCAACGACUAUGCCGCUGCAGCGGCUCACGGGAACCCGGCCACUGCCUACAGCCACCCCUUGCCGGCGCAGGGUCAGGCCAAGUACUGGUCGUGAUCUGAUGAAUCUGCGACGUCGCGAUCCGACGGAGAAGCAUUCGAUUUUCGCGUUAGUUUUAUGCAUUUCAAUUAUCAGCAGAGGCACAUGUAGAUGUUAGGCAACUAUUUAUACCCCAACGUGAGUACGGGAAACAUCGGCUUGGCUACAACUUAGGAUUACUUCGCUUACUGCAUGUGCAUUACUUUAUAGGCUUUUAUAGGCGCAUUAAGGCUGGCAACGUUUCCAUACGAGCACUAUGAACAUGCAACUAAGCUAACAAUGUAUAUUUAUUUACCUAAGUAUUGAGAUAUUGUUAAAUCUAGUACUUCGGUGCACCCGACAAUUCAACCAAUAAAGUGGUAAUUUUAGGCGUUG
Messenger RNA from Drosophila teissieri, 2220 nucleotides. RefSeq names its product protein gooseberry-neuro (gene gsb-n). Gene Ontology annotation, molecular function: RNA polymerase II cis-regulatory region sequence-specific DNA binding; DNA-binding transcription factor activity, RNA polymerase II-specific. Bases 514 to 1863 code for a protein of 449 amino acids. The record is from RefSeq and is a predicted model, not a curated record. The transcript has 5 exons. Gene Ontology annotation, biological process: anatomical structure development; regulation of transcription by RNA polymerase II. Lineage: Eukaryota; Metazoa; Arthropoda; Insecta; Diptera; Drosophilidae.